Populus nigra (black poplar) is the source of this 1033-nucleotide messenger RNA. Its product is annotated as cell number regulator 8-like. The coding region runs from base 173 to 898 and encodes 241 amino acids. The record is from RefSeq and is a predicted model, not a curated record. The transcript has 3 exons. NCBI's taxonomy places the organism in Eukaryota, Viridiplantae, Streptophyta, Magnoliopsida, Malpighiales, Salicaceae.
AAGAACUAGAAGUAAUUGACUCUCGGACUCGUUUAUACAGAACAUCAUUUCCUUGAAAUUUUCAUAUCCAAUUUCCUCUGCCAUUUCACUCUUUUCAAUUUUCACCUUCUCUGUAGAAAUAUAAUCCAAUAUAAGGGGCUUUGCUUUUCUUUUCGAUUCCGUACUCUCAAAAAUGACAGACAACAACAACAACCCAAGCUUCAACAGCUAUAAUAAUGAUGGAGAGGAAUCAAGCCCGUUGUUGAAGAAGAACCUUGAAGACAACGACAAGAAACCCGCCAAGGUUUCUGCUGAUGCAAAGACCGCCACCGCUGAAUAUGGAUGUACCGUCAAUGGGCUUCCGUUGAUUCAUGGGAGCGUGAUGGGUGAGCCUAUGGGACGGACUCAGUGGGACUCCAGCCUUUUCUGUUGCCUCGGUCGCAACGAUGAAUUCUGUAGCAGCGAUCUUGAAGUCUGUCUUCUUGGAAGCAUUGCCCCUUGCGUGCUGUAUGGAAGCAAUGCUGAGAGACUUGGAUCUACUCCUGGAACAUUUGCAUCCCACUGCUUGUCAUACUAUGGUUUGUACCUGAUUGGCAGCUCAUUUUUUGGUGGGAAUUGCCUUGCACCAUGGUUUUCAUAUCCUAGCCGGACAGCUAUCCGCCGGAAGUUUAACCUAGAGGGUAGCUGUGAGGCACUUAAUAGGUCAUGUGGUUGCUGUGGAAGCUUUGUGGAAGAUGGUCUGCAACGUGAGCAGUGUGAAUCAGCAUGUGAUUUUGCAACUCAUUUUUUCUGCCACACAUGUGCUCUUUGCCAGGAAGCUCGCGAGAUUCGUCGUAGGGUACUCCAUCCUGGUUUCAAUGCUCAACCAGUCUUGGUUAUGAUCCCUCCUGGGGAGCAAUCCAUGGGACGUGGGGCUUGAAUGCUUCCUUCCCAGUAUUAGAAACUUAUAUCCUGUUCUUACAUAUUUGGGUGUGAUGUUUAAAGUUUCUGGAAACCAUGUGGUUUUGUUGGAUCUUCUCCAAGCAUAAAUAAAUAUGGACGCUUUUGAUGGCCA